Messenger RNA from Lathyrus sativus (Indian pea), 1065 nucleotides. NCBI's taxonomy places the organism in Eukaryota, Viridiplantae, Streptophyta, Magnoliopsida, Fabales, Fabaceae. The record is from the annotation of a GenBank genome assembly.
AUGGAUGGAAACAAAGACGAUGCAUUGAAAUCCUUCAAAAUCGGUAAAGAAGCGUUGCAAAACGGCGAUCGGAAUCGCGCUUUGAAGUUUCUUAACAAAGCUCGCCGCCUCGAUCCCGCCCUUCCCGUUGACGAUCUAUUGUCCACCAUACAAACAGAUGAAGGGGAUCCUCCUCCUCCAGUAGCUGCCCCCUCCGAUCAGCCUUCCAUUCGUCGAAGGUCUUCCGCUCCCGCUCCGGCGCCAGGGCCUUCGGCGUCUUCCUCGAUAUCAUAUAGUCAGGAACAAGUUUCAAUUAUAAGAGAAAUUAAGAGGAAGAAGAAUUAUUACGACAUUUUAGGGUUGGAGAAGAGUUGUACUGUGGAUGAUGUCAGGAAAUCUUAUAGGAAGCUCUCUUUGAAGGUUCAUCCUGACAAGAACAAGGCUCCUGGAGCGGAGGACGCGUUUAAGUUGGUGUCCAAGGCUUUUCAGUGUCUUGGUAACGAGGAGAGUAAGAGAAAGUAUGAUGUUUCUGGAGAAGAUGAAGUGGUUUACGAAAGGCGUGCUGCAAGACCGGCUUCUGCUAGAGGCUUUAAUGGUUACUAUGAUGCUGAUGUUGAUGCUGAGGAAAUAUUUAGGAAUUUCUUCUUUGGAGGAAUGGCUCCAGCGGCUAAUUUUGGCGGGUUUAGUUUUGGAGGGCCGGGGAUGGCUCAUAGACAGCCUGCUGCUGAUAAUGGGUCUGGUGGAUUCAAUGUCCGAGCUUUGAUUCAGGUGCUUCCUGUGCUUCUCAUUUUGCUGAUUAACUUUUUGCCUUCAUCGGAACCUGUGUACACUCUUUCGCAAAACUAUCCCUAUGAACACCGGCUUACUACACCUAAGGGUGUUAACUACUAUGUUAAGUCCACAAAGUUUGAACAAGAUUAUCCCUUGGAUAGCCGCGAACGGCUUACACUUGAGGAAAAAGUUGAGAGAGAAUACUUUGGUAUUCUUCGCCAGAAUUGUCAGUUUGAGAUCCAGCGACGCCAGUGGGGAUAUAUCAGGGAAACGCCUCACUGUGAUAUGCUAAGGAAGUUUGAUUCAGUCCGUUGA